Messenger RNA from Hemisphaericaspora subhashii, 2307 nucleotides. RefSeq names its product 4-amino-4-deoxychorismate synthase (gene ABZ1). The record is from RefSeq and is a predicted model, not a curated record. The transcript has a single exon. Bases 1 to 2307 code for a protein of 768 amino acids. Gene Ontology annotation, biological process: L-tryptophan biosynthetic process. Lineage: Eukaryota; Fungi; Ascomycota; Pichiomycetes; Serinales; Debaryomycetaceae.
AUGAUUCUUCUAAUUGAUUCAUAUGAUUCAUUCACUAAUAACUUAGCCCAUUUACUUAAACAGAAUGCUAAUCAAGAAGUAACCACCAUCCACAAUGAUUCUUUUACACCUUCUGAAUAUGAAUAUUUUUACAACCAUUUCUUGCCACAAUUCGAUUAUGUUGUCAUUGGACCGGGACCAGGACACCCUUCGAUUGCAGAAGAUGUAGGUAUUAUCAGUUGGCUUAUCAAAAGGCUAAAAGCAGAGGAAUAUCCUAUUCCUAUAUUGGGUAUUUGUUUGGGAUUUCAAAGUUUAUGUUAUGAAUUUGGCAAUGAAGUAAUGGAAUUGGAUAAUGUCAGACAUGGACAGAUAUAUAAAAUACAUCCAAUGGGUGAUGAUAAGUUAUUUGCAGGAUUGGACGGAUUUGGAAGUGUCCGAUAUCAUUCCUUAUGUGUUGAAGAUUUAAAUGAUGAGAUUAUACCCUUGGCAUAUUGUUACGAGCUGCAGGAUGAUGGAAGUGAUAGGAAGAUCUUGAUGGCGAUGAAACAUCGAGUAUUUCCAUUUUAUGGUGUUCAAUAUCAUCCUGAAUCUAUUUGUUCUGACAAGGGUAAUGAAUUGAUCAAGAGAUUUACCAAGCUUGCCAAAGAAUAUAAUGAACAUUUCAGAACGGAAUCCUUAGUCAACAUGAAUGGGAAUAGUCCCUCUGUCUCGUUAAAUGGACAUGCGGUUCAUGAAGAUUAUUUACUUGCAGGUGGGAAGUUGAUUUCAAACCAGUUAGAUCAUAUUUAUUUCAAGAAAUUCACCUUACCUCAUGACAUCACUCCAGUUGAUGUAUGUGAUCAUUUUCAUAAACUUGACGAAGGUGAAUCCAAUUUCAUAUUAUUAAAUUCUGCCUCAUUCCCAGGUGAAUGGUCAAUCAUUGGGUUACCUAUUGAAAAUCAAAGUGAAAUCAUUACCCAUUCUGUUGACGAUUUGCAUAGAGUAUAUUUAUCCACGUAUAAAUCGACAACUCGCUCGGAAAUUGUGGAUCUUGAAGAGCAUGAAACUGCAUGGAAUGUAUUAGCGCGUCGAAUUCAGGAGAAAUAUGUCAGCAGAGAUGUGAUAAAACUGAAGAUUUCGGAAUAUCCUACUUCUCGUGAAUUACCAUUUUUUGGAGGAUAUCUUGGUAUUGUGUCUUAUGAAGAAGGACAGCAUAUCGUCAUUGAUAAAUUGGAAUCUAUAUGUGGAUCUAAGAGUACUCCAGAUUUAAAGGUUAUCUAUAUCGAAAGAAUGAUUGUAUAUGACCAUGUUACUAAAGAUUGGUUUGUGAUUUCUAUUAAUUCUAAAGAUGAUUCGGAGUGGGGAAACACCUUGGUUGAUAAUUUAUUGGACUCCAAUCUCAAGAUUAAUUUAGAUGACGUAGCCACGUCUGUCAAAUAUUUAGCAAAAGAGGAAGAUUCAGAUGUGAUUAAGUUUGAAUUACCAAGUCAAGAGAUCUACGAGCAACAAUUUAAUAAAUGUCAAGAUUAUUUACAUUCAGGUAAUUCUUAUGAAUUGUGUCUUACCACCCAACUGAAAAUUCAUCUUCCUUCAUACAUUAAUCCUUGGGAUAUUUAUAAGGUCCUUACCCUUCACAAGAACCCAUCUCCAUUUUCAUGUUUUAUGGAAUUUGAUGAUUGUUGUUUGAUAUCUUCUUCUCCGGAAAGAUUUUUGUCCUGGAAAGACAACACUAAUGAACCAGAUACAAAAUUAGUAGAAUUGAGACCUAUUAAAGGUACUGUGAAAAACACUGAUGAUGUCAAUCUCGAAAUCGCCACCAAGAUCCUCAAGACCCCAAAAGAAAUGGGAGAAAAUUUGAUGAUUGUAGAUUUGAUCAGGCACGACUUAUAUCAAUUCACUGACCAUGUGUGUGUUUCACAAUUAAUGAAGGUGGAAGAAUAUAAGACUGUAUUUCAGCUCGUGAGUGUCAUUCAAGGAAAAUUGGCUAGUCGGGGAUAUCAUGGUAUUGAUAUCUUACGAAGUUCACUACCACCUGGUUCUAUGACUGGUGCGCCUAAGAAGAGGUCUGUUGAAUUAUUGCAAGAUAUUGAAUCGAUGCAGGAGGCUGUUUCUGGUGGGAGGAGAGGUAUAUAUAGUGGUGUGGUUGGAUAUUGGAGUAUAACUGAUGAUUCUGAUUGGUCAGUGAUUAUCCGGUCUGUAUUCCAUUAUGCUAAUGAUGUUGAGAAUACGAGUGAGGUGAAUCUUUGGAGAAUUGGUGCUGGUGGGGCCAUUACGGUGUUGAGUGAAUUAGAAGGUGAAUGGGAUGAGAUGUUAUUGAAAUUGCAAAGUGCAUUACAAGCAUUUAAAUAA